UGCCGAGGGAGGCCCGACAGGGAGAGGCAAGGGGCUGGCUCGCCCGCCUGUUGUUCUCCCCCGGCGACGGAGCCCGAGACGGCUAGGUGAGCGCCGCCUUGCCAGCUUCCCCAGCGCUCUCCGGCUGUGCCGCCGGCGCGGACGCCACCAUCCCUUCUCCCCGGACCCCCUUAGGCUCCGCCUUUGCUCCCUUUCGUCCGGUGACGUCGGUCUCCAGGGUGGCGAUGUACAGGGGACGGCGGGAGGUGGAGCUGGCCCCCGUCCGUCCGCCCGCCUCCUCCUCGGGGUCCUCGGCGGCCUGUCGUGUGUUAAAUGCAACCAGGCUGCCAGGCCCCUCCCCCUGGCCAGAUGGAUCCCUCUGCCCCGAAGCCCCACGCGGAAAACGCCGGCAAAGACAUAUGGCAUCCAGGAGAGAGAUGUCUUGCCCCUUCUCCAGAUAAUGAAGAACUUUGUGAAGCAAGCAUAAAAUCCGUCACAGUGGAUGAAAAUGGGAAGUCAUUUGCAGUCAUCUUAUAUUCAGAUUUUCAAGAGAGGAAGGUACCUAUUAAAAGAAUUCAAGAAAUAAAAUCUGUUAAAGAUUGCUCCAGGAAUUUUAUCUUUGAUGAUGAAGAUUUGGAAAAACCUUAUUUCCCGGACCGAAAAUUUCCAUCGUCUGCGGUUGCUUUUCAUUUAUCUAAAGAUGGAGACUCUAUUCCUUACACUAUUAAUAGAUAUUUGAGAGACUAUCAAAGGGAAGGGGCCCAGUUUCUCUAUGGACACUUCAUCCAAGGAAGAGGGUGUGUUCUUGGUGAUGACAUGGGACUCGGGAAAACAGUACAGGUAAUCUCAUUUUUGGCUGCAGUUUUGCAUAAAAAGGGAACUCGUGAAGAUAUUGAAAAUAACAUGCCAGAGUUCUUACUAAGAAGUAUGAAAAAGGAGCCCCCUUCUUCUACAGCAAAAAAGAUGUUCUUAAUAGUUGCUCCUCUUUCUGUCCUCUACAACUGGAGGGACGAGUUGGACACCUGGGGAUAUUUUAGAGUCACGAUUUUACAUGGGAACAAAAAGGACAGUGAACUGAUUCGCGUGAAACAGAGGAAAUGUGAAAUUGCUCUAACAACUUACGAAACACUGCGCUUAUGUCUGGAUGAACUUAACAGUUUGGAAUGGUCAGCUGUCAUUGUAGAUGAAGCUCAUAGAAUCAAGAAUCCAAAGGCUAGAGUAACAGAGGUUAUGAAAGCUUUAAAAUGUAAUGUCCGAAUUGGCCUCACUGGAACCAUUCUUCAGAACAACAUGAAAGAAUUGUGGUGUGUUAUGGACUGGGCCGUGCCAGGACUUUUAGGUAGCAGGGUCCACUUCAAAAAGCAGUUUUCUGACCCAGUAGAACAUGGUCAGAGACACACAGCAACGAAAAGAGAACUAGCCACCGGCCGAAAGGCCAUGCAGAGACUUGCAAGAAAGAUGUCUGGAUGGUUUCUCAGGCGUACCAAGGCUCUAAUCAAGGAUCAGCUGCCCAAGAAGGAAGACCGGAUGGUGUAUUGUUCUCUGACAGAUUUUCAGAAAGCUGUCUAUCAAGCAGUAUUAGAAACAGAAGAUGUGUCUUUGAUACUUCAGUCUUCUAAGCCUUGUACCUGCAGCAGUGGCCGAAAAAGGAGAAAUUGUUGUUAUAAGACCAAUUCACAUGGUGAAACAGUGAAAACCUUGUAUUUCAGUUACCUUGCAGUCCUUCAGAAGGUCGCUAACCAUGUCGCACUACUGCAGGCUGCUAGCACCUCCAAACAACAGGAAGCACUUAUCAAAAGGAUAUGUGAUCAGGUAUUUUCCAGAUUCCCAGAUUUUGUGCAGAAAAGCAAAGAUGCAGCCUUUGAAACACUUUCUGACCCAAAAUACAGUGGAAAAAUGAAGGUCCUUCAGCAGCUUUUAAAUCAUUGCAGGAAAAACAAAGAUAAAGUUCUUCUUUUCUCCUUUUCCACCAAGUUGCUUGAUGUGCUGCAGCAAUACUGUAUGGCGUCUGGGCUUGAUUACCGACGACUUGAUGGAAGUACAAAAUCAGAGGAAAGAAUCAAGAUUGUGAAAGAGUUCAACAGUACACAAGAUGUUAACAUUUGCCUUGUCUCCACAAUGGCUGGUGGACUAGGCCUCAAUUUUGUUGGUGCCAAUGUGGUUGUAUUAUUUGAUCCUACUUGGAAUCCAGCCAAUGAUCUUCAAGCAAUUGACAGAGCAUACAGGAUUGGGCAAUGCAGAGAUGUCAAAGUGCUUCGGCUGAUAUCCUUGGGAACUGUGGAGGAGAUCAUGUACUUACGACAGGUAUACAAGCAGCAACUUCACUGUGUGGUGAUUGGUAGUGAAAAUGCCAAGCGAUAUUUUGAAGCAGUGCAAGGAUCGAAAGAGCACCGAGGAGAGCUCUUUGGGGUCUACAAUCUCUUCAAACUAAGAUCCGAAGGGUCUUGCCUGACAAGGGACAUCCUGGAGAGAGAAGGCCAAGUGGAAGCAGGGAUCAUGACAGCCACAACAUGGUUGAAGGAAGAACCUCCAGUACACAAACUAGAAACACCUGGAGGGCCUGACUGCCAACACAGAGGUCCAGAACAACCUGCAGAACCACUGGCAAAAGCAGCACGUGAUCUCUGCAGUGAGUUUAGUGACGAUGAAUCGGUGGGAAACUCUACAAUAAAGACUGCUAAGAACAAAGCAUCAGACUCAAGUAAAACUUUAGGUUCUCCUGGACAGCUCACCUUACUCCAGUGUGGUUUCUCUCAAUUGUUUGAGGCAAAAUGUAAAGCGGCUGAGGACAGUGAUGGAAGCAGUACCUCUGAUGAUGUGAGUUCUGAUGAACAGCCCUCAUGCCUUUCAACACAAGCCGAAGAUGUGGGUUGUCAGGAAAGUCGAGAGUCUCUUGGUACUUUGAAACAUCAGCAAUUAGCUAACAUCCUAAAUCCAGAUGAAAAAUGCAUUCUUGAUAAAAGUAAGAAGAUUUUAGAACAGAAUAUUUCUUCUGAGUCUGAUGAUGAGAAAAAUUUUAAAAAUACAGCUGACCACCGUUGCAUCUUAGAGGAUGUCACAGAUUCAGAGGACAGUGAUGUCAUCUUUCCCACGCAGUAUACAACUCAGAGAGUCCUUAAGAAUAGUGUAAGAUUUAAGCUACCUGUGGAUGGAUCUGAAGAUUCUGAAACAGAAAACCCUGUAAAAGGAAGAAAUAAUGGGGAUGAUAGGAAGACCAAUGUCAAAGGAAAUGGACUAAUUUCAAAACAAUUAAAUCCUGAGAACAUGACCCUGAAAUCUUUUCCAAAAAGAAAAGGAAGUAGCGAUAUUAGUGAUGAAUCUGAUGACGUUGAAAUUCCGUCCAAGUCAGGAUUAAGAAAGCAAAGAGCUACUAGUUCUUUGAAGUUGAAGAGAAGAAAGGAAAAUAAAAGGGAAUUUUGCACUUUUCCAAAAACAAUGAAGAGAACAGACCAACUGUGUGCAACAGCUAAAGACUGCAACUCUCAGACUAUUGAUGAUUUUUCAUCCUCAGAUGACGAUUUAUCUGUUCGCCAUAUCAGUUUCUCUAAACAGAAUCAUAGACCAAAAUCUAUAAAAGAGAGAAUCAGUUUUUCUUCAAAAUUGCCUGGUCAUAAGAAGAACAGCACUUCCAUACCAAGAAAACCAAUGAAAUUUUCAAACGAGAGCAUUGUCAAUCAAGAGCCCACAUGUGAAUCAAUGGAUAAAUUUUUAGGUGGCGUUCAGGAAGUGGCUUACGUUCACUCAAACCAGAAUGUGAUCGGAUCAAGCAAAGCGGAAAAUCACAUGAGCCGAUGGGCAGCGCGUGAUGUGUUUGAACUGAAGCAGUUUUCCCAGCUUCCCGCAAACGUAGCCGUUUGCACUUCUAAGACACAUAAGGGAAAAAUGAAGGGAGCUAUGUCGACAGAUACAAAGGAACACCAACAAGCAGGCGAGGGAAGCACGCCGUAUCCCCUUUACCUUUCACACCCUGUGAGCCAGAAGAAGAAGAACGUCUACCGUACAGAGCAGACCACCUUCAUAAUUGGAGAAACACCAAAAGGAAUCCGCAGAAAACAAUUUGAAGAGAUGGCCUCUUAUUUUAAAUUGUCUUCUGUAAAGGAGUUUGCUAAACAUAUAAUUAAUGCCACAUCAGAAGAGAGACAGAAAAUGCUAAGAGACUUUUACGCUUCUCAGUAUCCAGAGGUAAAAGAAUUUUUUGCAGAUUCUCCUUCAGAAUUCAUUCAGUCUGCCUAUGAGGAGGGAGAGACAGUCAAGAAUAAGUCUGAAAAAAAAGAAUCUCUUAUAAAAGGAAGGCCGUCAGAUUCUGACACUUUAUCAUUUAAAAGCUCUGCCAAAAAAAUUUCUCAAACUUGCAGCCUGAAAACCUGUAAAGAAAAAUCAAUUAAGUUUCAGAAUCACAGUUUCUAUAGAGGAGAGGUGCUUUCUAAUGAUGUGGAGACUAAGAAAUUACCUAUAAGUUCUACCCAAGAGACUAAGAGUGGGAAAAACAGCCAAGCAUCCUGUUCCCUGAACAGUACGUCUCGAGCAUAUGAGUUAGAAAAUACAGAAAACGCCAGGAAAGGCCAACAGGACCUGGCAAAAAUGGAUGUUUCAAGAAAUGGACCCCUUUCCAAAGUGGGAAACAAAAAGACAGAACGCCCAGCGUCAGAAAACACUUCCGUGGUAGACUUGCUUGGGGACACCUCUAUUCUUGAUGACCUCUUUAAAAGCCACGGGAGCGGUCCCACACAGCUGCCAAAGAAGGCCCUUCCAGGGCCCGCGGAGAAAGCAAAACAGAGGCCCAAAGAUUUCUGGGACAUCUUAAAUGAGCAGAACGGUGACAGUCUUAGUAAACUCACGGACUUGGCGGUGAUCGAGACUCUGUGCGAAAAAGUGCCCUUCGCUGCAUCCUCCAAGAGGAAGGAGGAUCUAGAAGCUUCUCUUUGGAAAUCCAACGAGAAGUUUUUGUGGAAAAAAUUUAACUGCAGUGAUACGGAUGAAAACACAACUAAUAUACAAGAAUAAUACAUAAACACAGAUGAAUCUCUACAACCAAUGAGCUUCUGCCGUCAGCGUUUACAGCACUGUAUUCCCCACAAAUUAUGUUACCUUGAACACGGUUGUCAACGUCUAUUUUUAAUAAACUCUUGCUCCAGGGUUGGGUUUUGUUUUUUAAGUCUAAAAUGUUAUCAUGUAUGUUUUCCUUAAUAUCUGAUUUGAUCUUUUUAAAAAAAUAUGAUUGUGUUAUAGUAUCAAAUACUGUUAUGAAAUGGAAAAGAUUCUAGAUUUGUUAUCAGGAGAUCUGGGGCACCUCUCUUACUGUGUAAUUAUGUGGCCUUAGAAAAGUCACUUUGCCUGGUGUGCAGCCAGUUCCUGCUAUGAAAGAUGAAGGGUUUGAAUUCGAUCGACAUGAAUUUCCUUCCAGUUUUUAAAAGCUUUGGUUUACUCUCCCAGAUUCCCUCAAGUCAUAGGCCGAACUGUCCUCACCCCCCCAAACCAAGGGUAGACUGAUGUGUUUCUUUCUUAACUAACACUUGGAAAAUUACCUGUUUUCCUUUUCCCUCAGGUACUACUGUUAUUAAAUUAUUCGUAUCAAAGUAAUAACUAGCACUGAAUAAAUGGCGUGUAUUAAAAUAGUAAGUUUGUAACUGCUCAAAAUCAAAGAGUUAAGGUAUAACCUUACUACAUAUGAUGCUCAAGUAAUAGAAUUAUUAUCAUGAGCCACAGGACACGUGCCUCACCUUUUUAUACAACUGUUUAAAGCUUUGUAUAGCUCUUUUGUAUGUAUUAAGUGUGAAGAAAUGAGUAAACAUAUGAUUUUAUUGAAAA
Camelus dromedarius (Arabian camel) is the source of this 5787-nucleotide messenger RNA. It is a transcript of the gene ERCC6L2, whose product is annotated as ERCC excision repair 6 like 2. The transcript has 19 exons. The coding region runs from base 313 to 4983 and encodes 1556 amino acids. Lineage: Eukaryota; Metazoa; Chordata; Mammalia; Artiodactyla; Camelidae. Gene Ontology annotation, molecular function: ATP binding; ATP-dependent chromatin remodeler activity. The record is from RefSeq and is a predicted model, not a curated record.